Messenger RNA from Osmerus eperlanus (European smelt), 1484 nucleotides. It is a transcript of the gene cfl1l, whose product is annotated as cofilin 1 (non-muscle), like. Gene Ontology annotation, molecular function: actin filament binding. The record is from RefSeq and is a predicted model, not a curated record. Gene Ontology annotation, cellular component: actin cortical patch; cytoplasm; actin cytoskeleton. Bases 152 to 646 code for a protein of 164 amino acids. The transcript is spliced from 4 exons. Gene Ontology annotation, biological process: actin filament fragmentation; actin filament severing. NCBI's taxonomy places the organism in Eukaryota, Metazoa, Chordata, Actinopteri, Osmeriformes, Osmeridae.
AGGGGUAGGCCUGCGUUGGGAGGUGUGUUUGGUUCCACUUCCUCCAUCCACUUGACAGAACUUGUUUUCCUUCCUUUCUUUCCAAAAGAGCUGCCUUGUGUGCAACAGCCCUUGUUCUCCUAUCUAUCCUCCCCACACAACAGCAGCAAAAAUGGCAUCUGGCGUGAAGGUCGAUGAUAAAGUCAAGAUACUGUUUGAGAAUAUGAAGACGCGUCGUUCAGGAGACAUUGCGGAGGAACAGCUCAAACUAGUGCUGUUUCGGAUCAGUGACGACGGAAAGUCCAUCAUUGUGGAUGAGAAAGGCUCCCUGCAAGUCAAAGAUCUGGAAGGAGAGGAAAACGUCUUCAACAAGAUUGUCAGCCAGCUUCCCGUGGACACCUGUCGCUAUGCUCUCUAUGACUGCUCCUAUGAGACUAAGGAUACUGUGAAGGAGGACCUGGUCUUCAUCAUGUGGGCUCCUGAUACAUCUCCCAUCAAAGCCAAACUUCUCUAUGCCAGCUCAAAGCAAGCCAUCAGACAAGUCUUCCUUGGGAUCAAGUUUGAGUGGCAGGUGAACGACCUCGGAGACACCAAAGACAACUCCGUUUUCAUUGACAAAUUAGGAGGGAGAGGCCUUGUUAAGAAACUGGAGGGGAAGGAAAUAUAAUGUCCUUCAGGGAUGUAAUUCAUUGCUCUAAUGCAUUAUCCUGCUGCCUGUGUGUCCAAUCAGACUGUUUACCAUUGUAAUGUACCUCAGUGAACACCACAGUGGUACUACAUUGUAACAGUAUGGACCUUCCAGACCCAUCCGUGCCAAAUUCCACUUUUAUUCCAUCACUUCCAAAAGUCUCGCUCUGUAAGCUGAAAUCCCCGAAUCCUUCUUUGGUUUUCUUUAACCCUCGUGCUGCCUUCGGGUCACAUGACCCAAAGGUUCAUAACGAACCAUCAUUGUGUUUACCCAAUUUUACCCAAUACAAAAACAAAUAAAAAUACUUUUCUUUUAACCUUCGCAAUGUGGGGGGUCUGAGACAGCCCGACGGUUAAAAGAAAAUGCUUCACUUUGUUUUUGUAUGCGGUAAAGUUGUCGCAAUACGACGGUGGGUCACAAUGACUGAUGGGUCAGAACGACCCGAGGAGAACACAAGGGUUAAGUAUGUAGCCCCAUGUAUCUAGACCAACUAUGUUCUCAAGCUCUUAGGGCAUCAUUGUUACAAGCUGUGCCUAAGAUUCCCUCAAUCAACCGCUUCUUCCCAGAGCAGACUACUUCAGUAUUCUACCAUCUAAAACCAUGAAAAUACAACUAUUAUUCUUGUACGUUAUAGAUUUUUCCCAUGUUGUAAGAAUGUUCAAAACAUUCGUUUUUGUUACCAUAAUUCACCAAAAAGCACCAGACACACACACACACACACACACACACACACAACACCUCAGGUCACUCGGGCUUGAUAAAAAAAGAAAAAAAAAAAGCACUGUCCAGUCAACAAUAAAGCAUCAUAUGCGCUUCA